This is a messenger RNA of Chaetomium strumarium, 1579 nucleotides long. Its product is annotated as tRNA A64-2'-O-ribosylphosphate transferase. The record is from RefSeq and is a predicted model, not a curated record. The transcript is spliced from 3 exons. Gene Ontology annotation, biological process: charged-tRNA amino acid modification. Bases 94 to 1494 code for a protein of 466 amino acids. Gene Ontology annotation, molecular function: tRNA adenosine(64)-2'-O-ribosylphosphate transferase activity. NCBI's taxonomy places the organism in Eukaryota, Fungi, Ascomycota, Sordariomycetes, Sordariales, Chaetomiaceae. Gene Ontology annotation, cellular component: cytoplasm.
GAUGAAUAUCAGUGACCGGGACCUCGCCUACUAAGGAGUACAACCUAGCACUACCACCCGGGCAUUUACCCUUACCCGAGAAACCAUCUCAUCAUGGCACCUCCAACCCUGUCCGAGGUCAUUUUCCCCGAGCAGGCCAACCACAACUUCUCGCGCAUCUUGGGCGAUCUCAAGCGGGCUAACCUCUCCGUCACGAAUCGGCUGCGGUCCAUAGCUCAGGAUGCCGCCUUUGCUGAGGAGGUUGCUUCCGCGCUGGAGCUGCCGCUUGUCGCCAACGAGCGGUGCGGCAGCUGGUACAUUGACCCGGAGUGUAAGGUCGGAUCGGCGUACUUCAAGAGCACCGACGGGCACACGGGCCAGUGGAAGUUCAGUACCAGGAGGUUGAACUUGCACUUGUUGGAGUUGAUCGGGGAGAGGGAUGGCUGCAUCAUAGUGGACUCAACCCGCCGAGGCAAGCGAAUGCCCGACGCGCUGAGCAAAACCAUCCCAACGUGGUGUGCCGUCCUCAACCGCGUCCUCUUCCCCUCCCAGCCACAUGCGCUCUACGUUCCGCCCAACACUGUCUCCUCAUCCGAAGCAAGUCAGAUCUCAGCGCUGCUUCCCGACUUUGUCUCCUCCUUUCUCUCACUGGCCAUCGACCUCGCCCCGCUUCGGCGGACCCUGAAGAAGCCACUCCGCCCGUUCUGGAUCACACCGGAAGAUGACCUCUCCCUUACCGCCGACGGCUUAGCAGGGAUUGCUGAGGAAUACCACCCCGUAGUCUGCUGCACCGCUUCUCGUAGAGUCGUCGGCGCUGAGAUGAGCGAGGCCGGGUACAUCCAGGGGGCGGGGGACGAUACGGAGAACUGGGCGUUGGGCCUGACGGCGGAGGUGUUUUGGCGGCAUCGCGAGACGUUGCUUGCGGCGAGUGAGAGUGAGUUGCCUGGUUUGAUCGGAGAGUUGGUUGCUUCGGACAAUGAGAAGGUAAGGGGGGAGGAUGUAGCGGUGGUGAAGAGGGUAGCCCCUCCCGGGUUGUUUGUUGGGACCCUGGCGGCCAAGGAGAGGAGUUUGCGUGAUGCAGCAUGUGUUGUUGCGGUGGUUCCGGGCAAUACGGAGCACAGCGAGUGGGUUAAAGGCCCGGCGCAUAUGGAGGUCGGGCUAAGAAAGAGCAAGACGGCGAGUCGGUUGCUAAGAGACGCGCUACCACGGAUCUGCGAUUUUGUGCUACGGUACCUGAAGAAGUCGGAAACGGGCGAAAAUGGGCCGUCCGGGGAGAAGAAGGUGGUGGUACUAUGCGAAUCCGGAAAGGACCUGUCUGUUGGCGUCGCCCUCGCGGUGUACUGCUGGUGCUUCGACGACUCCGGAAACAUACGGCCGGAUGACAACAGAGUUUCAUUCAACAAAACGGCGAUCAGGGUGAGGCUGGGACACAUUGUGACGUCCUUCCCCGAAGCCAACCCCAGCAGAGCAACUUUGCAGAGCGUGAAUAGCUUCUUGAUGGACUGGCGGAGAUAGAAGGAAGGAAAUAGGGAUUGGGCGAAAAAUAGUUUAAAUAGCUGUCUUCCAUCUAUCCAUCAAUGCUCCGAGCCUGAGAUAAACA